This is a messenger RNA of Nicotiana tabacum (common tobacco), 690 nucleotides long. The record is from RefSeq and is a predicted model, not a curated record. Lineage: Eukaryota; Viridiplantae; Streptophyta; Magnoliopsida; Solanales; Solanaceae.
AUGGUUCAAAGUGGCAAUAGAAACACUAAAUUCUUCCAUGCUCAAGUUAAUGGGAGAAGGAAGAGACUGAAAUUAUCAAGGAUCCAGAAUAGCCUUGGUAACUGGAUUGAAGAAGAUCACUUAAUAGCAAAAGAAGCACUAAAGUUCUACAAGGAUCAAUUUACUGAGAGUGAAGUUCCUAAUGCUUUUGAUAUUCUAAAUCAUGUACCUUCAAUGGUAGAGAGUGAUCAACAUGAAAGAUUGAUGGCUUUGCCUUCCAAUGAAGAAGUGAAGAGAGCAGUUAUGGGGUUGAAUGGGGACUCAGCAGGUGGACCAGAUGGCUUCACCGGAGCUUUUUACCAAACAUGCUGGGAAAUCAUUGAAGAAGAUGUAGUAGGCAUGGUCAAGGCUUUCUUUUGCGGUCAGCAAUUGCCAAAGAGUGUGACACACACAAACCUGGUUGAGAACAAAACAGGCCUAAAUGUUGUGAUUAAGCUCGACAUGACAAAAGCUUACGAUAGGCUAUCAUGGCUAUUCCUGACCAAAAUGCUAAGGAAGAUGGGAUUUCCUGAAGCAUUUAUUGGAUUGAUCUUUGAUUUGAUUGGGAAUAAUUGGUACUCUAUUCUUAUAAAUGGGCAGCCAAAUGGUUUCUUAAAAUCUUCGAGGGGAGUUAAGCAGGGUGACCCUUUGUCACAACCCUAUUCAUUCUAG